Molecule: messenger RNA, 309 nt
Organism: Desarmillaria tabescens
Lineage: Eukaryota; Fungi; Basidiomycota; Agaricomycetes; Agaricales; Physalacriaceae
Exons: 1
Source: RefSeq, a predicted model, not a curated record
UCUCCAGAAUCACUCAAACAAUCCAUCGAUUCUCUUAUUAAGGAAGCUCGUAUGGAGCUGUCCCAAUACGACUCCAUCAUUCACGAUUUGAUUUCAACUGUAAAGGAGGCCGAAUCUCAACGUAACAAGGUCCGCGAAUUUAUCAACGCCCAUGUGUCACUUAAUCCGCCCGUCCACGCUCUUCCUCCAGAAAUUUCGAACAAAAUAUUCCUCUUCUCGUGCACGAGCCCGUAUAGGGUCUUUGGAUCUUGCAAUUGUGAGCCCCGAGUGAUAGGGGGAGUUUGUCGCCGAUGGCGCGACAUUGCUUAG